AUGGCACAAAACGGCAGAAAUGCUGGUGUUCAAUACCAAGACGGCACCAAUGGCAACAACUUCGAUCGUAGUGAAGAGGAGGAGGAGGAGCUUUCAGUUCCGAGAGGGGGACCCCUCUACGUUCAAAAUCUGAUUAGUCCCCUCAACAGUGUCCCUUUUUUCCAGUCUUCGAUUCUCCAACAACUGCAGGGUUUAGAGGUAGAAGUAUCUGAAGAUACGUCUCAAGUUUCUGACGAAGACAUCUCGGUGGAUGAGCUCAAGAUCAUCAGUGAGGAAGAGUUAGUGGAUAUGGCUAUCAAGGAAGUACUUAACGAUGAUGAAACUGCACCCAGUAUAGGUAUAGCAGAUGACCUUGAGAUGUCAGAUGAUAGAAAUUGUAAAAAGAAACCAAGGAAAAGAAAAGGAAGGGAGACAAAUAAUCAUACUGUUGAGGACAAGAAGGCUUUUUGGUCACAUAUUGCAAAGAAGGUGGAGCAUUUUAAGAAAAGCAAAGAAAAACAGGACGAAGAUAAAGCAUCUGUUACACUGCAUUCAUACAACCCUAGUCUGAAAAUCGAGGGUUGCCGUGCCGUCAAAUCAUCCUCAAGAACAAUUGAAAGGCUGAAGCCCCUCCGGUCUGCAAGUUCAGCAGUGAAGGUUAAAUCAUGCAGCAACAGUAGCAUUCAGGACUACAUACCUGUGCACCAUCCAGAAGUUGUUCUUACAGUCGAGGUUUACCAUAAUGUGAAAAUCUGGAUGAAGACACAAGAAUUCUUGGUACUAGGGAGACAAAGCUUAACUGAAUUGAGGGAUAAGAUAUACUGCUCAACAGACCAUGCGAUGCGAAAAGAUCCUUCAGGAUAUUUCCUUAUUGAGGAUACAUUCUACAAUGAUUUGCGCUACCCCUCGGCAUUAGACUACAGUGAGCCUAUACUUGAUUGGCUUACAAACUCAACACAUGAUGCUCUUCAAAAAUGGGAAUCCAUUUUAGGUGGAGCUAACAUGCAAAAGAAGAAAAAAUUGGCGGUUGUGGAUGGUCUAAAAGGCUCACAAUUGCCUCACUACAGAACUAUUGACAUGCGCAAGACAAAGUUUAGGGACUUGAAAUUUCGACUUGGUGCUGGAUAUCUGUAUUGUCACCAGGGAGACUGCAGGCACACGAUUGUGAUUCGAGACAUGCGACUGCUUCAUCUGGAGGAUGUACAGAACAGUGCAGUUUAUCCCAUACUGUUAUUCCAACUGAAGCUAAAUGUUAGAAAAUGUAAUGUUUGUAGGAUAUAUAGAGCCACAAAGGUGACUGUAGAUGACAAAUAUGCUCCGGAGAACCCUUGCUACUUCUGCGAGCAGUGCUAUUACCUUCUUCACUAUGAGAGUAAUGGUUCUCUGCAUUAUCAAGACUUCAAAGUGUAUGAUUAUCACCAUGAUCAACCGCGUUGA
Messenger RNA from Fragaria vesca subsp. vesca, 1416 nucleotides. RefSeq lists its product as uncharacterized. The transcript has a single exon. Lineage: Eukaryota; Viridiplantae; Streptophyta; Magnoliopsida; Rosales; Rosaceae. Gene Ontology annotation, molecular function: core promoter sequence-specific DNA binding; RNA polymerase II cis-regulatory region sequence-specific DNA binding; bent DNA binding. Gene Ontology annotation, biological process: snRNA transcription by RNA polymerase III; snRNA transcription by RNA polymerase II. The record is from RefSeq and is a predicted model, not a curated record. Gene Ontology annotation, cellular component: snRNA-activating protein complex. The coding region runs from base 1 to 1416 and encodes 471 amino acids.